This is a messenger RNA of Penicillium argentinense, 720 nucleotides long. Its product is annotated as ankyrin repeat domain-containing protein. The coding region runs from base 1 to 720 and encodes 239 amino acids. The transcript is spliced from 6 exons. Gene Ontology annotation, cellular component: cytoplasm; nucleus. Gene Ontology annotation, molecular function: protein binding. The record is from RefSeq and is a predicted model, not a curated record. NCBI's taxonomy places the organism in Eukaryota, Fungi, Ascomycota, Eurotiomycetes, Eurotiales, Aspergillaceae.
AUGGAUUCCAACGCCAGUGAAAAGUUUCCUCUGCACGAGGCCGCCCGUGAGGGUCGAGAUCAAAUCGUCGAGUCCCUUCUCAACGCAAAUCCAAAGUUGGCUUUCACCAAAGACGAUGAUGACCGGCUUGCGAUCCACUGGGCGGUGGCCUACAACCGUCUACCCGUCGUGGAGCAGCUCGUCUCCGUCAAGAACUUUGAUCCUGAUGUCGAGGAUGGCUCAGGCUGGACACCCCUGAUGAUUGCCUCCAGCCUCAAGAAUGCCGAGGGUGAUCAAAUCCUCGACCUGCUGCUGCGCAAAGGAGCCGAUGUAUCCGUGAAGAGUAGCUCAGGGCAGAAUGCUCUGCACUUUGCAAGCUCCAAGGCCAACAUCACCACCGUACGAACUUUGAUCGCCAAUAAAUGCAGUGCCCGGGUAAAGGAUGUCCGCGGUCAACUACCUCUGCACCGAGCAGCAGCAGUAGGCUCUGUUCCCAUCCUCCAGAACCUUCUGGAAGAAGGUAAGAGCCCCGUCAAUGCAACAGACGGCGACGGCAUGACCGCCCUGCACCAUGCAAUCUCGGAGGGGCACGGUGACGCCGCUAUACUACUCUUGAAAUCAGGCGCGGAGCCGGAGAAGCGGGAUGGCGAUGGAAGAUUGGCAAUCGAGCUGGUUCCGGAUGAUAAGGUCAAACAAUAUAUCCUGCAAACCGCGGAGCGAGAGGGGAUCGAACUGCCAUAA